GUGAAAGGGGAUUCCCUGAGUACGUCACUGGCCGGAGUGGAGGGGCGGGGUUCGGUCCCCCUCGGUGGGGCCCCAGCUCCGCGCAGCCGGGGCGCCCUCGAGGGCAGUCUUCGCUUUACCUCCCCCUGUGUUUCUUGGGGCCUACCUGGGCCUCGCGCCUGUCGCUGGAAGGCGGAAACGGUUGCAGGGUCUCGCCCCUUGCGAAGGGGUCUGUUUAAUCCUCGCCGCCAUGUCCGGGGGCUUCGAGCUGCAGCCGCAGGACGGCGGCCCCCGGGUGGCCCUGGCGCCCGGGGAGACGGUCAUCGGCCGCGGGCCGCUGCUGGGAAUAACAGAUAAGAGAGUGUCCAGAAGACAUGCCAUUCUUGAAGUGGUGGGUGGUAAGCUUCGAAUCAAACCGCUACACACAAAUCCAUGUUUUUAUCAGUCUUCUGAGAAGAGCCAGCUCUUACCAUUGAAGACAAAUAUGUGGUGCUGGUUGAAUCCUGGAGAUCGUUUUUCUUUCUUAGUUGACAAAUACAUUUUCUGUGUCUUGUCUACACAUUCUGAAAUGGAAAUGGAGUGUACUUUAAGAAAUAGUCAAAUGCUUGAUGAAGAUGAUAUAUUGAAUGAAACACCAAAAUCUUCCUCAGUUGAUUUGCCUGUUAAAACACCCAGUGCCCCACAACUGGGAAGAAGCAUAGAAACAGCAGAGACCCAGACCACUGUAAAUAAUGUGUCUUUCAUAGGUGAAAGUAGAGACUUGAGUCAGCAACAGCCAAAUCCUUCCCAGAGGAAAAGAAUCCUCCCAGCAUGGAUGUUGACAGAAAAUUCAAGUGAUCAGAACCUUUCAGUCAUCAGUGAAGAUAAUAACGUAACCCGGGAAAGUGAAAAAGAAAGAGUCUGCAAAGAAAAAACCCAAGUAAACAUAACACAGCAAGGAAAAAAGCGAUUAAUUUCAUCAGGAAGUUCAGAAAGUACAUCAGCAGAGCAAGACACAGGAAAAAAGUGCAAAAAUGAUGAUCAGGAAGAGUCUAUCAUUUCAUCCAAGGAAAUGCCACAGUCAUUUUCUGCAGCCACAUUACAUAACACAGAGGUAAAUAACGCUAAUACUAAUCCACAGAGAAGCAAAAUCCCAGUGGAGGCACUUGGUAAGGUUUCUGAACAUAAGAUCAUCACUAAGGGAAGUUCAAAUAAAGACAGCGUGGUGAGAAGUUGUUCUGAGAGUUGUUCCAGUACCCAGAGCAAGUCUUUCUGUGACGAGCCUCAAAAAUCUCAACCUGAAUCCAGCUCUAAUCCGCCCAGUCCUGAAUGUGUGCAGAAGGCAACCGAUCCAGUUUCACAUGGUUCUGAAGAAAACAAGGUCCAGAGAACGUCCUGCAUGUAUGGGGCAAACUGCUACAGGAAAAAUCCUGUCCAUUUUCAACAUUUCAGUCACCCUGGUGAUAGUGAUUAUGGAGGUGUAAACAUCACGUGUCAAGAUGAAGCUGAUGACCGGCCUGAAUGUCCUUAUGGAGCAUCUUGUUAUAGGAAGAAUCCCCAGCACAAGAUAGAAUAUAGACAUAGUACAUUUCCAGUGAGAAGCAUUUCAGAUGAAGAUGACAGUGUUGGGCAACCCAAUGAGUACAACCUGAAUGACAGCUUUAUAGAUGAUGAGGAAGAAGGAUACGAGCCAACAGACGAAGAUUCCGACUGGGAACCAGAAAAGGAAGACCUAGAGAAGGAAGAUAUGGAAGGGCUUUUGAAAGAAGCAAGAAAGUUUAUGAAAAGAAAAAAGUAACUCCUCUGCAGAAAUAUACGGCUCAUAUUUUACUGUUUCUUUAUGGAAAAAUAAUUCAGGAAGCACUUAAGGGACAAUUGUUUUUCUGCUUUUUAUGGUUACAACUUUAGUAUUGACUCUUCACAAAUGAAACAUUCAAAUGUCACCCUUCAGUGUAGUGGAUGAAAUUUGUUCUGUUGCUUUGCUUUUUCUAUGUUAUUUCAAACAUCUGGAAAUAAUCAGCAGACAGAGUUAAAAAGAAAUAAUUGAUAUUUUUCAUGUACUUUAUAAUAAAAAGUAAACAUCAUCGAUUGCAAAACACAGGUCUUUUUUUCUUUUUUCCAAAGAUUCUAUCUUUAUGUAGAAUACUAUACAAGUAUAACCAGGCAGAUUACGUAACUGGUGGGAAAGCAUGCUUCUUUCAUUCCUGUUGAAGUAAUUCUUAAAGCAGAACCAGACUUUAAAAAAUACCAGCCAUCAUAUAAUGGCUAUUAUUUUUUCUAAUGUCCUAGAUGUGAGCUUUGCAAUUUCAUUGACUACUUUCAUUCUUUGAAACUUGGGGAAAUUAGUACAAAAUGGAUACUGAAAAUAGAUUCAACUAGACUACAGAAAUGUCCGCCAUGCAGGGAAUGUUAUUUUGUGUCCCAAGUCUGUAAUUUACUAUAUGUCUGAGUUUAAAAGUAGAAAACCUGAAAGAAUUUGACCAUUUCUUUUUCAAACAAGUCCUGCCUGAUGCUUUUAACUCUCAAUAUGCUAUUCUUAAAUUAAGAAUAUAGGAAUUAUUUUUAACCAUAAUUUUCUCAAAUUAUAUUAGUUCUUUUAUCCUCAGAUGAGAGUAUCAAGUUGUCUGCCAGCAUUCAAGAUUCUGGCCUUUUGUUUCAAGUAGAAACCCCUUCUUCUCCAGUUUUAUAUAGUAUAAUAUUUCUGCAUCUCUGUUCUGAACUCCUUUAGGCUAUGUAAUACUCUUCAUUUUAUGUGACUUAGAAUCUUUGAAAUAUAGUUUAGAAUCUUUAAUUUGGGUUUGUACAAACAGCAGUAAAUAUAGCUUUGAAAUUGUAAAUCAUAAACCAAAACUUCCUCGUUAAGCACUAAUAUUUUAUAUUCUAAGAGGACCUAAAAAUGUAUGUCUUAAAAGAGCAGGACAGAUUUGUAAUUGUUUUCUUAGUGUUUUUAAGUUUAUUUUAAAAUAAUUGCAUAAUAUUAAAAUUUACUUAUAUUACA
Cervus elaphus (red deer) is the source of this 2956-nucleotide messenger RNA. It is a transcript of the gene APLF, whose product is annotated as aprataxin and PNKP like factor. Bases 230 to 1756 code for a protein of 508 amino acids. The record is from RefSeq and is a predicted model, not a curated record. The transcript has 10 exons. Gene Ontology annotation, biological process: double-strand break repair. Gene Ontology annotation, molecular function: DNA-(apurinic or apyrimidinic site) endonuclease activity; protein binding; 3'-5' exonuclease activity. NCBI's taxonomy places the organism in Eukaryota, Metazoa, Chordata, Mammalia, Artiodactyla, Cervidae. Gene Ontology annotation, cellular component: site of double-strand break; nucleus.